This is a messenger RNA of Pundamilia nyererei, 2181 nucleotides long. RefSeq names its product La ribonucleoprotein 7, transcriptional regulator (gene larp7). Gene Ontology annotation, molecular function: RNA binding. Gene Ontology annotation, biological process: RNA processing. Bases 135 to 1820 code for a protein of 561 amino acids. Lineage: Eukaryota; Metazoa; Chordata; Actinopteri; Cichliformes; Cichlidae. The record is from RefSeq and is a predicted model, not a curated record. The transcript is spliced from 13 exons. Gene Ontology annotation, cellular component: nucleus; ribonucleoprotein complex.
UUUACCGUGCGACGUUACUUUGCGAAGCAGCGCCGUUUGCGUGAAGAUAUCACGCUAGCUGCUGGUUUGUUAUUUUUGUGAACUCGGUGUUAGUCUGGACUGUUUUCGCAUCUGGAGCACGUCCUGCCCGCGAGAUGAUUAACUCAGAGAGGGGAGCCACCAAUGCUGCGGCAGCAGAGCCCAGCGACAAGAAGGAGAUGGAAAAGAAGAAGAGGUCCCGAGUCAAACAGCUGCUCAGUGAGGUGAAGAAACAAGUGGAAUUCUGGUUUGGCGACGUCAACCUGAGCAAGGACCGCUUUCUGAAAAAGCUCAUGGAGGAAUCUGACCGUGGAUAUGUUGAUAUAUCUGUGUUGGCAAGCUUCAAUCGAAUGAAGCAGCUGACAACUGACACAAAGCUCAUUGCCAGGGCGCUAAAGAAUUCAUCUGUAGUUGAGCUCAACCUCGAGGGAACUAAAGUAAGGCGUCAGCUUCCAAUUGGGAAACUACCGAAUGAUGUGGACAGCCGCACGGUUUACGUGGAACUUUUGCCAAAGGAUGUGACGCACAGCUGGAUAGAAAGAGUGUUCACAAAAUGUGGAAAUGUGGUUUAUGUCAGCAUCCCCAGAUACAAGUCCUCCGGGGACUCCAAGGGUUUUGCCUUUGUCGAGUUUGAGAAAGAGGAGCAAGCACAGAAAGCUAUAGAGAUGCUGAACAAUCCUCCUGAAGAUGCUCCCAGGAAACCAGGGAUUUUCCCCAAGACGUUGCACAGGAAGCCAAUUUCUCUCUCAGCUGACAAUCCAGCAUCUCGGAUAGGUGAAGAAGAAGAGAAGAAGAAGCGAAAGAAGAAGAAAAGGAAAGAAGGUGCCACGGCACAGGCGCCCGCAGAGGAAGUCAAAGAGCAGGCGAUGGAAGCGGAGGCGGCUGAGCAAAAGAAAGAUUUUGACCCAGAGGCCACCGGCGCUCACAAGACACCAAGCAAACUGUCAGAGAAGAAAAGACGGCGGUCACAUACGGCGGAGGGAUCGGAGAGCGAUGUACCAUCGAAGAUAAGAAAAACCAGCGAAAGUGAAGGUGGGGAGAGGGAGAAAGACGGAGCACGGAGUAAGUCGCCCACUCAGAGGGACGCAGCGCAGGCUGUUGAGAAGGGCAAAGAAAACAGAGACGACUCAACAGUUAAAGCAAAAAGGAAGAGAAAAAAGAAGCACAAAGAGAAACUGAAAAUUGGGGAAGAAGUGAUUCCACUCCGGGUGCUUUCAAAGAAAGACUGGCUUGGAUUAAAGCAGGAGUACCUGACCUUGCAGAAAAGCAGUAUGUCAGCCCUGAAGAAGUGCAUGACUAAAAUAAAUGACAAGGAGCACAAGAUGAUGGAGACAGAUGGUGACCCUCGGGAUGCAAAUGUUGAUGAGAAUAACAAAAGUGAAAAGGCAGCUAAGCAAGGACCUCAGUUUGUCAGUGGGGUCAUCGUGAAGAUUACAGACAACAAGCCGCUACCAGGGAGGAAAAUAAUCAAGGACGCGCUGUGUAAAAUUUCUCCAGUGGCCUAUGUUGACAUCUUGGAAGGAGACGCUGAGGGACACAUUCGCUUUCACAGCCCAGAGGAAGCGAGAGCAGUCAGCGACGUCAGAGCAGAGCUGCAGAAAGAGCAUAGCUGGAAGCUGGAGAUCCUCACAGGUGACCAUGAACAAAGGUACUGGCAGAAGAUCCUCGUGGACCGCCAGGUCAAACUGAAUCGUCCAAGGGAAAAGAAGCGGGGUACAGAAAAGCUCAUAUCCAAAGCCGAAAAGAUCAUCAUCGCCCGCGCCAAGGAGGCUAAUAAGCACAUCCACUUCGAUGACGACUGACAGCUACUGAAAUGAGUUUUUAACAGCCGAGCGAGGCUCUACUCUGUAAACUUAACAUGAUGUCAUUUAAAGAGGACUGCUGAUGUUGGUGUGUACCUGGAAGAAAGUGAACAGACCCUCAUAAAGAAGAUUAAAGGAAUAGCCUUUAGCUUUGUUGUUGUUUGUUUUAGUUUAGUUUUUUUCUGGCACUGGAGCAGGUAAUGUCAUGUGGAAUACAGACAUUUUGGCACCAUACUUUUAAUUGAUGGACUUUAAAAAGAGAAAAAGAUUCUGUAUAGAUGUAAAUAUAACUGAGUUGGAAGUUCUCUCAGUUAAGACAUUGCCUUGUGUUAUUUUUUAAUAAAAUGUCAUUUCAUGAUUA